CAAGCAUAUUAUCUUUCGUGGUUAUCUUUCGUGGGUUCUUUACAACUUCAUUUUUAUUAUUACUACAAUAGACUGUGAAGUUAUAACAUGAGAAUAGCAGAGACAGCGACAAUGGUCAUGCCAAGGGCUACCUUUGAGACUUGGUUGACGAGACCGCUGUUCCCAGGUGGUGCAUACACAGGCAGUGUCACCUGGGUAGCAGGUGCACCAGCAAUCAAUGCCUUGGGAGACGUGACAUUAGCCGAAGCAGGAACUACGGUGAUGGGCUCCUUGUAAAAAAGAGUUCUGUUGCCAGCCAACGACAAUGUGUAUCCAAGGACAAUCUAUACACAUUUAGUGAUGGUAAUGAAGGUAAUAAAGUGUUAUUUUC
This is a messenger RNA of Lobosporangium transversale, 370 nucleotides long. RefSeq lists its product as hypothetical. The transcript has a single exon. The record is from RefSeq and is a predicted model, not a curated record. NCBI's taxonomy places the organism in Eukaryota, Fungi, Mortierellomycota, Mortierellomycetes, Mortierellales, Mortierellaceae. The coding region runs from base 88 to 276 and encodes 62 amino acids.